AACAUCUCAAUACACUUUUACUUUCGCUCGCCAGGAAAGAAUGGGGAAUUUUACCAGGUGUCCUCCGUUCAAGGCCUGUAACUAAGUAAAUUAUAAAUGACUUUUAUUUUUGGCAGGAUACACCCGAAAACAUUCACAGAAUAGUGAUAACCCUGACAAGGCGUUGACGGAGAGAAAAUGUGAAGCUCUUAGCAAGGUCAUUGCGAAAAAUUUGCAUAGCCCACAAGGAAGUUUAUUAUGUUUUAACUAUAAGUCGCCGUACGCUGUUGUCAUGUCACUUCAUUGGACAGAAAACCGUGCCAAUGUUUUAAAAAGAAACCAAACUAAAACAAGUUGAAGUAUUUUUCAGUUGGCUUUACUGCUGGUAGGAGAACUGCCUGGUAUUUCCCACAUUAGUCGAAUUGUGAUCUUGUUCUUAUUUCCCUACGUUCAUCGGGGAAACUAUCUGUUAACAUGCAGAUUAUUACGCUGCUCUUGUUUUGCUUGGGUGCCAAAGCAUUCGUCCAAAUUCCGGCACCCUACAAUAAUUUCGGGUGGUUCGUUGACAAUAAUAAUGCUUAUACCGGAUUCUAUCCGGGAGGAGUAUCCCCCCACUCUAUGGCCACUCCUUUUCUUGCCUACCCCAACGCUUAUCCAUACCUUAACUACCCGUACACCCUUCCGUAUUACACUUAUCGAUACGGCAAUCAACAGGACGUUCCUUUCGUACCCAAUGUCGUCAAGACAGUCGAGACUUCCGGAAAGCCACAGCCUAGUCCUCCUAAAGUUGAGCAACCAAAAUUGGCGGAUGCUGGCGAACCUUUCUCUCCUCCGUCACCUUCCCGCCUGGGCAAAUUCAAAACGGCAGCUGUCAACUCGGAUGGCAUUCCUUGCUCACAAAUUGGGCGUGAUGUAUUGGUGGAUGGAGGAAACGCAGUCGACGCCGCUAUCGCCACGGUCUUUUGCAUCGGAGCAGUUAAUCCGCAGAGCGCCGGAAUCGGCGGAGGAUUCCACAUGACUUUCUACGAUCCAGUUGGUCCGGUGGCUCAAAGCCUCGAUGCAAGAGAGGUGGCGCCUAUUGCUGCUACCGAAAACAUGUUCAAAGGAAACGCUUCCAUCUCUCAAAGAGGUGGUUUGGCCGUGGCUGUACCGUGAGAGCUGGCCAGUUCUUGGGCCGCCCAUCAGAAGUACGGGAAAUUACCUUGGUCCCGUUUAGUCCUGCCGACUGCUGAAAUGGCCGAGAAAGGUAUUCCAGUCAACAGUCACCUUGCCAACUCGCUAAAAGAAUUCGAGAAAUUAAUUUUGGACGAGCCUUCGAUGCGUAUUUUCGUGAACGAAGAAACCGGCAAAGUGAAACAAUUAGGCGACAUAGUCAAGAAUCCACCAUUCGCUCAGACAUUGAGAACGAUCGCCAACGAAGGCGUUGGCGUCUUCUACAACGGAAUCAUAGGCGAUAAAGUAGUUGAGGACAUCCAGAAGAAAGGCGGAAUCAUAACCAAGGAGGACUUGAUGCAAUAUCGCCCCGAAUGGAAGGCUCCCAUCAAAGUGGAAUUGAACAACAAUUUCACGUUAUACUCUAUGCCUCCGCCCGGAUCAGGAAUUUUGACCGCUUUCAUCCUCAACAUUUUAGACGGGCACCUCGAAGGAGAGACAAAUGGAAAGGCAUCCCGCGAUCCGACAAAUUACCACCGGAUUGCGGAGGCUUUCAAACACGCCUACGCUCAUCGUACCAAAUUAGCCGAUCCUAAUUUCGUUCCGGAAGUGAAUAAGUUCACUAGAACUCUGAUGGCAGAUCCGGAAGCUCUGGCUGCUGAAACCUACGC
Molecule: messenger RNA, 1802 nt
Organism: Daphnia pulex (common water flea)
Lineage: Eukaryota; Metazoa; Arthropoda; Branchiopoda; Diplostraca; Daphniidae
Product: scoloptoxin SSD14-like
Exons: 8
Coding region: 454-1134 (226 amino acids)
Biological process (GO): glutathione catabolic process
Cellular component (GO): plasma membrane
Molecular function (GO): glutathione gamma-glutamate hydrolase
Source: RefSeq, a predicted model, not a curated record